Penicillium nucicola is the source of this 2136-nucleotide messenger RNA. RefSeq names its product Zn(II)2Cys6 transcription factor. The annotation marks the transcript as partial. NCBI's taxonomy places the organism in Eukaryota, Fungi, Ascomycota, Eurotiomycetes, Eurotiales, Aspergillaceae. The transcript has 5 exons. Gene Ontology annotation, biological process: DNA-templated transcription; positive regulation of transcription from RNA polymerase II promoter by galactose. Gene Ontology annotation, molecular function: zinc ion binding; RNA polymerase II cis-regulatory region sequence-specific DNA binding; DNA-binding transcription factor activity, RNA polymerase II-specific. Gene Ontology annotation, cellular component: nucleus. The record is from RefSeq and is a predicted model, not a curated record.
AGAUAUCUGGUGCGUCUUCCGAACAUCGGGCCGCGCACACCCGCUCCCUGCUUAUCCUGCGGGGAUCUCCCCAGACUCACUUCAUCAAUCAUGGCGCGUCCAAAGGUCCUGCCUGCGAACCGCUUACGCGCUAAUACUGCUUGUACUGCUUGUCGCUCAUCGAAGAAGCGCUGCAGCGGCUCAUUUCCAUGCACUAAUUGCAUCAGUAAGGGCCGCAGCCGGACGUGUACACCAUUCAAGUCUUUCGAUACUAGCCUCCGCAAUCGCCCUGUACAUGCUGCAGCUGAAAACACUAACUCUCCGCCAUGGAGAGAAACAGUACCUGGAACACAGGUCUCUGCCAGGUCUCAUACAUUGGAGAUCGUCAACCCUAGGCGCGAGUCCAACACGGCGUGGGAGCCGGGAUCACACUCCCCCGAAGCUACACAUCGGACUCACCCACGGAUGCUCCGCAACCUACAUGGAGAAAGAGUUUAUGUCGGAAAGGCUGCUUCUUUGUCAUUCCUACAGUUGUUGCGGGAUACCGUCACUCAGCACAUUGGACCAUCACAGUUCUCCCACAAUGUGCGAAGCGAGGAUAUGUUAGAAACAGAAGCCCAUCAUGAUGAAUUGAACUUCUCCGAAGAGCGUUGCAGCGUGGACGAGAAGCGCCAGUUCAUCCAAAACUAUGACGCAGUGACAAGCAGCUUCCUGUAUUUAGGAUCCAGCGGUGGUAUUUUAUCUACAUUAACGGACCCAGCGGAGCCGAAGACCGACAAAGAAAAAACAAGAGCGGCCAUUGUAGACCUAAUGGUUGCCAUUGGAGCUCAAACGUGCCUCAAUGAGCCCGAGACUGUUCAAAUGGAACGCUUUUACUUUGCGCGCGGUCAAAGUAGAACGUUUGCGAAUUUUCUGGAAGAUCCAAGCAUGGAUUUGAUACGAGUCUUCCUAUUAAUGUCAUUCUACAUGCUCGGAGCCUGCCGCCGGAAUGCUGCCUUCAUGUACCUCGGUGUGGCUUCACGCGCUGCAGUGGCUUUAGGCUUCCACGUAGACCCUUCAGGAUCAAUGAGCCACGAUGAGCAUCGUGAAAGGUCGCGGUUAUGGAUGAGCCUUUGCGUCCUUGACCUUAUGGUCAGUUCAAUCCUUGGACGUCCUUCCGCAAUAUCCCCUUUGUUGCCAGAGAAUCGACAAAAUACCAGUCACGGAAGGACUGAUUCCGCCGCUACAGGGCUGGUGGCUUCGUAUCAUUUAUCGUUUAUUUUGGACGAGAUAGUCAACCGCUUAUAUAGCGAGAAGGCUGCAUCUACAGAAACAGCAGAUAUGCUGUUGGGAAAACUCAACUAUUGGAGCGAGAAUCUCCCGCGCUCAUUGAGAACUAGGGCUUUAGGUCAGGAAGAUGAGAGUGCCGCCCGAAAACAUAUAAUUGGGAACAUGCACGUAGCUUGCUCAUAUCAUUUCGCUGUUAUCUUAGUCACUCGACCAUUUCUCAUAUCGGCAUUGAGUAUCCGGCUGGCCCGGCUUCAUCAGAGUCUCUCAACUGGCACAGCCAGUGAACCACCCGAAGAGGACUCAGCUCAUUCCCGGUUGGCAGCGGCGUGUAUUGACUCGGCUGUCUACAUGCUACAGACAUGUCUGGAAGUCCUCCAGUCGGGGCUGCUCUUCCAUAACCAGUGUAUUUUAAAAGCUUUUGUGUUUGCCGCCGCUCUUGUACUCGGGUUCUCAAUGUUUUCUCAUCGCGAGGUUGAUACCGAGAUUGAUAGUGCGUUUCGCGGUGCUCUUACAAUUCUGCGCAUGCUAGCUCCGCAGUCUGCUCAAGCGGCCCAUUACCUCGAGAUUACAACUAUGCUUGAGUCUGCCAUUACCCAGCAGCGUCAGAAACUCGCAGCCCAUUCGCGACAGCGAAGAAGCCAAUACGUGAACCGAAUAUUCAGCUUGAGCGAGAACCCAGUCACGCCGCAAGAUCGGCCUGAAAGUGUCAACCAAACAGGACCCUCGACCCCACGACUUGCGCCGGGUGUGCCAUCUUCGUGGUUACAGUCGGAGGAUGGAACAGGUGCUGUCACACCUUUGCUUGAAGGGACUUUACUUGAAUGGGAGGGAAUGGACCUGCCAAUGUGGGACAGUUUCCCAUUUCUCACCGAGGCUUCAAUCCUUUGA